AGUGCAACUUAUUCAUUUAUUUUCUAUAUGCAUCCUAGCUUAGCUCACAAAUCCUCCUGCUGUCGGAUUCGUUCACUUUGCAUUCUGAUCUGAUGCAAAACAGAGUCUGCAGAUUCACAUCUGCAACUUCGGUUCCUUCCACCAAUGGCUGGCGCCGCCUCGGCGCUUUUUCUUCUCGAUAUCAAAGGCCGUGUCUUGAUUUGGCGCGACUAUCGCGGCGACGUCUCCGCUCUUCAGGCCGAGCGCUUCUUCGCCAAGCUCAUGGAAAAAGAGGGUGAUCCACAGUCUCAGGAUCCAGUGGUCUAUGACAAUGGAGUGACUUACAUGUUUAUACAGCACAACAAUGUUUAUUUGAUGACUGCAUCUAGGCAGAAUUGUAAUGCUGCAAGCCUUCUUCUCUUUCUUCACCGUGUAGUUGAUGUGUUUACGCAUUAUUUUGAAGUGUUAGAAGAGGAAUCUUUGAGAGAUAACUUUGUGGUUGUGUAUGAGUUGCUUGAUGAAAUAAUGGACUUUGGUUUCCCUCAAUAUACUGAAGCAAGGAUUCUUAGUGAGUUCAUCAAGACUGAUGCUUUUAGGAUGGAAGUUGCGCAGCGACCUCCAAUGGCUGUAACCAAUGCUGUGUCCUGGAGAAGUGAAGGGAUACGGUACAAGAAGAAUGAAGUAUUUUUAGAUGUGGUGGAGAGUGUCAACAUACUGGUCAACAGCAAUGGGCAAAUAAUACGUUCAGAGGUUGUUGGGGCACUCAAAAUGAGAACAUAUUUGAGUGGCAUGCCUGAAUGUAAACUGGGCCUGAACGACAGAGUACUUCUAGAGGCUCAAGGUCGAGCAACAAAAGGGAAAGCUAUUGAUCUGGAUGAUAUCAAGUUUCACCAGUGUGUGCGUUUGGCUAGAUUUGAAAAUGAUCGGACAAUAUCCUUCAUACCGCCAGAUGGAUCUUUUGAUUUGAUGACAUAUAGACUUAGUACUCAGGCGAAACCUCUUGUUUGGGUGGAAGCUCAAAUUGAAAGGCAUUCUAGAAGUCGAGUUGAAAUAACGGUUAAAGCUCGAAGUCAAUUUAAGGAGCGAAGCACUGCAACUAAUGUUGAAAUUGAAUUACCUGUGCCGUCUGAUGCCACAAAUCCUAAUAUCCGGACAUCAAUGGGUUCUGCUUCAUAUGCCCCUGAAAAUGAUGCUUUGGUCUGGAAAAUCAAAUCUUUUCCUGGUAACAAGGAGUAUUUGUUGAGGGCAGAAUUUAGACUUCCUAGUAUAAAAGCUGAAGAAGCAGCUCCCGAGAGAAAAGCGCCCAUCAGUGUGAAGUUUGAGAUACCAUAUUUUACUGUCUCUGGAAUUCAGGUUCGGUAUCUAAAGAUCAUCGAGAAGAGUGGAUACCAGGCUCUACCAUGGGUCAGAUACAUAACAAUUGCUGGUGAAUAUGAAUUAAGGAUAAUGUAAAGCUCCAUCGAUUAUAUUGCCUUUCCAGUCGCGGUAAAUACACAGGAGCUGGUUGUAUACAAAUAAUGGUGAUUCCCAUGUGGAGUUUUCUCCUAAAUUUUGUCCUCUUUGAAGGGUUCCUUUGUUUUGUUUUUGUCUUGCAUUUUGAUGCAACUACUGCUGUCUAUUCAUUUUUUGUGGGAAUUAAAUUAUGCAUUUUUUUCCUGCGUCAAAAGAAAAAAAAAAAAAUAUAUAUAUAUAUACAUUUUUCAUGUGAUUCUGCUUAUAAGUGUUAUGCUUGUUCUCCCUUUACAAAAUUAAUAGAGCAACUCCAAGAA
Messenger RNA from Manihot esculenta (cassava), 1748 nucleotides. Its product is annotated as AP-1 complex subunit mu-2. The record is from RefSeq and is a predicted model, not a curated record. Gene Ontology annotation, cellular component: cytoplasmic vesicle; clathrin adaptor complex. NCBI's taxonomy places the organism in Eukaryota, Viridiplantae, Streptophyta, Magnoliopsida, Malpighiales, Euphorbiaceae. Gene Ontology annotation, biological process: vesicle-mediated transport; intracellular protein transport. The coding region runs from base 145 to 1431 and encodes 428 amino acids. The transcript has 11 exons.